CUUUAAGGUGCCCAAAUUGCUGAGCCUAAAGCUCCGCGAGUAUGGCCGAACUGUACGGCUGUUGUCUUUGCGCGAUAACACGCGAAUUACUAGCACCAAACCUAACUCACAAUCAUUGGCCGAGUUUCGUCUUGCUUGCUUUCCCUGCUUAAAGCAUUUUUCCUUGUUCACUGUACCUACUUUCAAACGGACCGCUUUGCCACACCGAUUCUGCAGCACUUUUAUUAUCCAGAAAAAUGAUGAACCAGCUAUGGCAUAACUAGCCAACGAUAUAGGGGGUUCGGCCCGAGCUUUGACACAACUGUGCCCGGCGGCCUUCACAGGAAGCAGCAUGGUUUUCUCAUGUUGCUUUGGUGGAGGCGGUGGAGGUGUAUCAUCCAACGUGCGGCAGCAGUCUUAUGGGCCUAGUCCGGACAAGGUCAUAGCUGUGGCUAAUGCGAAGGUGCAAGAGUUCACUGAUUUGCAAGGCGGCACAAGUACAACAGAAGGAACAAAAGUACAUGACGGGAAAACGACUUCGUUUAACGCUGUGACCCCAUUAGACUCAAACGCCGCAUGCCAACAGCUGAACGUGCUGAAUACCUCUUUGGCUGGUUUGUGUGGAAGCUGGUAUGAACGCAUCUCUUCUGCAGCGUCGCGGCUUACCAGCGUAUCAGGUGCAGCUCUUUGCUCUAUCUCCAUCCUCGACGCUGCUCACGACCGCUUCACGGUGGUGCACGUCAAUGGAGAGGACAUAACGUGCUCGGUUAUAACGCCUCCUGGAUCGCAUCUUCCGGCCCUGCAAGUAGUUGCACCGCCUGAAGACCUAGCACAGCCCGAACAGCUGAACGGAGGCACUGGCCUGCGCUACAACAGCAUGCAGGUGUUGCAACUGCUUCAGACCCCGCUUCUACAUUCAUACACGAAGCCGCUGCGAGCUGCCCGCGAUAAGGAUCAGCCGCCGCACGACUGGCAAGCCAUCCACGACACCCAUGGGUUGUCAGAGUUCUGCGCCCUACCCUUGACCCACAACAAGUCGGUGGUAGGGGCCGUCACCCUUGGCUUCCGAACGUCUGCGGGUGAUGGCCGGCAGCAGCCAAGCAGCCCAGCGCACGCCGGCGCAGCUAGCCCAACAGUGCCCAUAAUGGCGUGCGAAGAGCAGUCCUUGCAGACGCUAGGACUGCUGCUGUCAGUGCUGCUUGUCAGCCGGGACAUGCACCUGGCACAGGAGGUUGCCGGCAUUCUUGGCAGCGUCUAUGAGGCCCGCAACAUCCAGCAAGUCGUAACAACGAUCACGGGGGGAGCAGAGCAGGUCUUGCAACUCACAACGCGAGUAGCAGUCGCAGCCAAUAUGGCUAUGCUGGUUGCACCAGCCUCGGGCAGCGGCAGCAGCUUAAACAGCGCUGGGACAGCAACGUCUUCGGGGCGUGCCAUCUUUUUUGAGGAACGCAGUGGCUCUAGCGGCAGCACCGUGGGCACGACCGGGUCCCGCUCCAUGCCUUGUCCUCCUGAUGGACAUGGUUCUAAUCUGGGCACCAGCGGUCAAGGCCAAAUGCCGCGCUCGCGUAUGCAAAGGGCGCAUGUCGAAGGCGGUGGGAGCGCUGCUUCUAACAGCUACCAGUCAUCCACGGCCAACACUGUCUCGCCUCGUGCAAAGGGCUCCGCAAGCGGUGCUGGGGCAGCUAUGCAGCAUCCACGGAACGCCUCUCAGGACAGCACAACAGCAGCAGCGAUGAACACCUCCUAUGGGGGCUUGCUGUGGCAAGAGGGCCUUGUACAGGCUCGAGCCAUGGGGCUUCGCCACACCCUACUAGCCAGCCUCCCUGUGACCGGCACAAUCGUAAACGACUGCGCCUCAUACAUGCAGCAAGCGGGCUGCCCCAAACGUGACCUGUACCUUUUAUCCUCAUGCCAGGGAGGACCGCCUGUUUCCCUCGUCGUUGCGCCCGCUCCUCUCAAAGAGGGCGAAACCACGCAGCUGAUCCUGUACGUGGCGGUCGGGACGCGCCUGCCCAUGGAGCUUCUGGGCGAGCUGCUAGCACAGGCUCAGCUGCUGGCGGUUCACGUGCUGUCGCCUGCAUUGCAGCACAAGCUCUUGCAUGGCAACCUGGCGGAGGAGUGGGGACUGCUGCUGGGCAAGUGCUCUUCGGGCCGGAAAAAUGGCGGUGCUGCCACCUCCGCAAGUGCGAACGCUGCUGCGGGUCCUGAGCAAGAGCAGAGUGGAGCAAACGGGGCGAACGGGGCUGGCAUUAAGGACGGCAAGGGCGAAACCCUCGGCCCCGGCAGCGGUGCGGGCGAACGCGCCAUCAGCCAAUGCGGCAGCAUAAGAGCCAGUGAGGAGAACAGCGGGCGCCAGGCGCAGCAGACCCAAGGGACAUCAUCGGGUCAGAUGCCGGUUCUGCCGUCCUCGGAGGGGGCGGGGGACAUGGCGCCACCUCAGCCCUAUGGUGACGCAGGCACUGUUGGCGGUGUCAGGAUAGUGAACGAACCGCCCACAGCUCUGCAGCCGCGGGUACCGGUGCUGAGCACUGCCGUUGGCGGCGCCUUUGCGGGCGAUACACGCACGCACAUGGGCAUGCUGGUUUCCUCCUUUAAGGACACGAUCAACGCCCUGCAAGCCACGAGAUCCGAGGAGGCGGAGGAGUUGUCGGUGCUUAAGCUUGGUAAGGUCUUGGGCCGAGGCGGUAGCGGCCUCGUCUUCCAGGGCUACUUGCAUCUAGGGCUGGAGGUCGCCGUGAAGCUCUUUGAGAACCCGGACGACACGGAUCCGGACGCCUUGUCAAACGAGGACGCUCCUCCCCAAAGCAUCAACCCCAAUGCAUCCGGCGGCUCCGACGCUGCCAAUGCCUCAGCUGGGGCUAAAACGGAAGCCUCCAAGGGCGAAACGUCGCCGCAGAACACAGCAGCCCCCGGCGAGGGCCAAAAUGACGCUUCUGCGGAAGGUGGUGCUGCAGGCGACGGCGCCAAGCCGAACGCAAACGGCACAGGCACCAAGACUGCGGCGCAGAUGGCCAAACGCCAGCGCGACCUUCUGCGCAACGCACUGGAGUUGGGCCUUACGUCUUCCAUGUCGCACCCCAACAUCGUGCAGGGCUACUGCCACUGGGUGAACGUGGUGCUCAUGCAGGACGCCUCUCUCAACCGCUGCUGGCUCAUGGGCCAGGCAGAGUACAUGGCGCUUGCGCCGCCUGGCUCGCCGCAGCCCCCGCUGUGCUCUGCGCUUGUAAUGGAGUAUUGCGACAUGGGGUCGCUCAUACACGCCCUCAAACGCGGUACCUUCAUGACGGUGGACAGCAAGCCAAACAUGGAGUUUAUCUACAUGUGUCUGUUAGAGAUCGGGUUGGCGUUGCGCCACUUGCACACCGCCAAGCUGGCGCACUGUGACCUCAAGCCGGGCAACGUGCUACUGCGCUCCAGUCCGCGUGACCCCCGCGGCUUCGUCUGCAAGCUUGGCGACUUUGGAUACGCUGCAAUCCUCAAGGACGGCUUAAUUCCUGGGCGGCCGGCGGUGCUACCCGACGAGGCCUGUGGCACGUUGCAGUACAUGGCGCCCGAGCUCUUCGUGGCUGGUCGGCCCGUGGACGCAAGCAUCGACAUCUACGCCUUUGGCAUGCUCAUGUGGGAGCUAACCACGGGCAAGACGCCGUACAGCGAAACCGAGUACGGCAGCCGAGCGCUGAUGAAGGCCGUGUAUCAUGGCAAACGCCCCCUCUUUCCGGAAGGCACCCUGCCGGCCUACAAGAACCUUGCAAUGUGCUGCUGGUCUGGAGACGCCAACCUGCGGCCCAAUGCCAACGUGCUUGUAAAGCUGCUACGUCAGCAGCUUGAGAGCUACAAGCAGCAAUUUGGAAGCUCUGGCUCCAACUCGAGCCUGGGUAUCCGGGUUUAAAGGUGCUCGGAUUUGCGGCAAAGGAAUGCGGCACAGCAGGUGCAUGAGGUGCAUGUAAGUGAGGCCUGUCUGGUUGUUCUGUUGCCUAAUGCUUCGCCAUAGUCACUUGGAACCACUCACAGCUGGAGAGUAUGCUAUGCCCACCCUGUGAACAUUGGAUUAUUAGCUAGGUUCAUUGUUGUCGUGUUCAGCCCCACCAAGACAUUCCAUGUCAGUUUCUAUGUUGUUGCCGUUGCGUUGAAAUAUUACAGCUUGAACCUACUCCCAACGGGUUGGCCCCUUCGGGCAGUUCGGCAACACUCUGGGAAGGGGGAGCUACGGAUUAGGCCUUGCUAUAUGACGUACGUAUAGUGCCGAAUUUUAUGAACGUUGCCAGAAAUAAUUGCUAUGAGCAGCUUUGCUGCCGCGGUCAUGGUUUUGUUGUGCUCUAUGAGGUUUUGUUGAGGCCAUGGCACACGGCAGCGCACGUGGAUUUGGUUUCUCAUGUGGUGAAUAUUACAACAACGCUGAGCAACAAGGGGCAUAUGGCCGUGUGGGCAACAUAUGAAGUAUGGGUUGUAGCCGUUGGAUGUUGCCUGAAGUAUGGGACUGGUUAUCUUCAUUUUGAUAGGUGUUUAUGGCGGUGGUCAAAUGCAUUGGGAAGGUGGUGAUAAUGCUUAUCUUCUGGAUAUCUAUACAGGUUAGGCUUGAAAAACCACGCGUCGGUGUUUCUGAGUUGGAUGCUGGUGACUUCUGAGCAUUUUGUUACUCCUGGGCUGCCCGCUUGGCACGUGGGGCACCUUCAAGAACCCGCAACCUGCGCACAAUCGGGUUUCUUCGGGUGCCCCGCGUGCUCUUGUGAUCCAAUGCAUGGUAUCUACCUUGCCACCGGAGAAGCCGUCUUUUCACUGACAACGUGCCCAGUUGUGCGCCGCGCUUGAGUUAUUGGCCUCUUAUGCGUGCGUUUUUUAUCGCUCGGUGUAAUGAUUCCUGCAAGCGCAUAUUGUUUAUUGCAUGUGGUAACUGCAGGUUGUCCGUUGGGCGGUAUAGAUGAUAGGUGUUAGGGGGAGUUGCUAUAUAUAUGGGACAGGAGCUGCGUGUUUUAGAACAAAUGCUGAGGGUGCCUCGUGAGGGGCGCAUCCGCCUGCUUGCGUGCGUCGUUGCCUGUUGCCAUCUGCUGCAUGCAGGGCACGUACCGUAAGUCCAUAAACGAAUGCGUGAAUUGUCGCUGCGCCGUUGCUGUGAUUGCCGGUUUGUGCCGUAUCCAGGCAGGGCAUUUUUGAUGGGUCAGCGGAGGUGCACGGGAUAGCGGUAGAUUUAUACGAAAAAACGUUUUGAAGUGCGCAUCAAUUUGGGGCCCGUGUUGCCGUGAUCGUGUCCUGGAGUGCGUGCGGCCUUCUGGUGCCGUGCAUAAAGCCAUCUCUACCUUGUUGGGCGUGGCUUUAAUGCCCUGUUGGUUGUUUGGUUCCAUUAAGGUUGGGGUGCAGCGCUAACGUAUGUUCACGCACAGUCGCUUGCAUAAGACAUGGGCACACGGCGUGACUUCCCGGUAGUUAGGUUAAAGAGAAGCCACGUGUUCGCCUGCCCGCAGUAGAUGAAUACGUUGUUGUAUGGCCUUGUACACGCGUAAGUGGGAUGGUGACCAUCUACGCCUGUACGCCUGCAUUAGCUAGGGUCGCGGUAUGAGGGGGCAAUGCAAUCGAGCGCCGCUCUUGGUCGCAUAGAA
Messenger RNA from Astrephomene gubernaculifera, 5573 nucleotides. Lineage: Eukaryota; Viridiplantae; Chlorophyta; Chlorophyceae; Chlamydomonadales; Astrephomenaceae. The record is from the annotation of a GenBank genome assembly.